Juglans regia (Persian walnut) is the source of this 2023-nucleotide messenger RNA. Its product is annotated as UPF0496 protein At4g34320-like. The record is from RefSeq and is a predicted model, not a curated record. The transcript has 2 exons. Bases 345 to 1385 code for a protein of 346 amino acids. Lineage: Eukaryota; Viridiplantae; Streptophyta; Magnoliopsida; Fagales; Juglandaceae.
CUACCGUCAUUGUCUUGGUUUUUUUUCCUGUUUCAAUUCAUAGAUUUAAUUUAUGGGCAUCUUUCUCUAAUUGUUUCAUAUCAAAGAUCGUUCACUGCUACCCAAAGAUCUUAGCUUUCGAAGAUUAUUACUGUGUUUGGCUUGGAUUUUGGGACUAUUUACUCUACACGGAGAUUUUUGUUUUUUUUGCUGAGUACUCUACAUGGAGUUUAAUUUCAGCAAAAUUUCAGAUAGCAGCGAGAAAAAAAAAUUCGGCUAUAAGAAAGAAAUAAUCGCUUUUGGAUAGCAAAGAGUUGCAUAUAAAGCUUAAGUAUGUCUCGUCAUUAGCCGGAAAAUCUGCAAGCAUGGUUAGUAACUCAAGCAAGACCCAUUUCACGGCUGAUAUGAGCGCCCAUGAGGUGGCGCGUGAACUGGAUGUGGACUUAGAGUCCGGUGAUGCCACCGUGGUCGGGGAACCUCAGCUCGUUUCUUCUGACUCAAUCAAAGAGAUCGUCAAAUGUCUAUAUGAAAUGCACCUGGAAAUAGCCAAUUUCAACCUCAAGUGUAAGGAAGAUAUAUGGAACAAUCAGGAAUUUUUCUCGUUCCUGAAGGAUUACUUCCAAAAUAGUCUCUGGGCAUUGGACUUCUGCACUGCCCUUGAGGACUGCCUGAAGCACACACGUGAUAACCAGUUGAUAGUUCAGUUUGCAGUCAAGAAUUUUGAGGAAGAAGUGGUUGAUGGGGUGAAGUAUGUGAAGACAUUGCAAGAGUUGAGUAAAUUCAAGGAUGCGGAGGACCCAUUUGCUGACGAGUUUUCUCGACCUUUUCCAUCAGUUUAUGAGCAGCAUGAAUCGGUGUUGGACAAAUUGCAGCUUCGGAAAACAAAGCUAGACAAGAAAUUGGAACAUGUGAGGACAUGUAGGAUAGUGUUCAAUGUCAUUUUUGUUGUUGUAUUUGUGUCUGUGUUAGCUCUCAUGGUGGUGGCAGCUGCCAUUAAAGCUCCGGCUUGGGCAACGGCAUUGACGGGUGCAUUGUCUGUUCCAAUGGGCUAUCUGGGAAAAUGGUGCAACUCAGUUUUUAAGAGCCGUCAGAGUGCACUGGAAGGAAAAAGGGGAGUAAUCAGCUCAAUGCGAGAUGGCACUCUUACUACAAAGAAGGACUUGGGUAACAUUGAGGCACUUAUUCGUAAACUGCGAAUUGAGACUGAUUCAAUGCUAGAGAAAGCUGAUAUCGCUCUUGGUGAAGAGGAGGCAGUGACGCUUGUGAUAGAUGAGAUCCAGAAGAAGCUAGAAAUGUUUAUGAAUACUGCUCAGAAUCUAAGGGCUAAUGUUGAUAGGUGUAGCGGCAAUAGUGUGAGUUGGAGGAAGUUGGUUUUGCAGUCAAUGUUCAGGCGUGCGCGUGACUGAGAAAUCCUUUGGCAUGUGGUCUGAGAUAACAACUUGUCAUGCUGGUGUUUGUCAGUGUGAGUUUCAUAAAAAAAUGUUCAUUUGCCCCCUUGGAUGAUCAUGUUUUGUAGAUCAUUCUUAGUUUUAUGCUUCAGAGUUUCUAAAAGAAAUCUACAAAACAAGAUUGAUUAUUCAGCUCUGAAGUUGACUGUUACUCGGUCAGUUUGAAGGGGUGGUACACUGAAAUGUCAGUAUUAUAAUUAGAAAGAAAACCUAUAGAUAAUGACACCUAUAAAUUAGAGUGACAAUCUUUGACAUUUGAAGGGAAACUACAAAGUUUACAUUGCAGUAAGAGUAAUGCGCGCGUUUGGGAAUUUUCUGAACAAGGUAAAGCACAAGCAAUCAGACUUGACUGCCAUGAUAGUUUUCCUAGUUGCCCUGCGAUGAUUUCUUCUAUUCUUUUCCCUGCAAUUUCUUUUGGGCUACAGCUAUGAGUCCAUCUCCCAGAGGCAGCUUAGGUGCUUAACAACGUCAUGUAAUUUCCUCUACUUUCAGCAUCCAUUUGUGUUAGAUGAUGAGAUUUCACCAUCCGCUCUGCUACUUUGCAUCUUUCUAAACUUGAUUGGUACCAAAUAAAGGAUCUCCACGUAUUGCAUCUA